UCACUGGAAGACACCAUGCUGGAUCAGGAUACUGCAUUAAAGGCUGUGCGAGUGGUGACUGUGCUUGGCGUCUUUCUAGCGACCGUGCAAGCACUGCCCCUGCGGCGGAUUGACUACGUGGCCCCACUAAACCCAUGCCGGCCCCAAGACCAGUACUGCUCCAUACGGUGUGCAGUCAUGACCCUGAACGGCAACUUCAACUGCAGCUUCUGUGUGUGCGAAAAUAGGAGUGACUACGGUAUGGACGGGUUUGUAAAGUGGCAGUCGAGCCCAGAUCCGAGUGCUCCGACCCCGGCGACGACCACAUUGCCCCCUAACCACAUCAUGGCGAACAACAUCAUAUACCACAAGAUCAGUGAUCCGUGUGACCUGGUUCUGGACGGCACGUGCCCUGUCCACUGUGAUGAACUUCCGGGGAAUAAGAACGGCACGAGCUGCACGUGGUGUGACUGCAAAGGCAGCGCUGUCCUCAUUGGGUAACGCGGACACGUAGAACAUGGUUUGCAAAGAUGGUAAUGGCGAUGACUGCACAUACUGUAUUGAUAAUCCCAUCACGAACAUUAUAAGAGAUACAGACGAUUUAGAAGCGGUUACCUCCUGCCUCCUCGUGAGCCUGAUACGUAAUACUCAUGACGGAUGGAGGGACUGGUUAGCCUUGGGCCACAGCGGCGUCUCACUAAUGCGAAUAGCCAAGUUAAAAUUGGAGCAGAUCAAUACAGACUGUUUUACUGUGUUUAUUCGUAUAUUUAAAUCAGUGUGACAUAUAACAGACGUGACCCAUGCAUUACACGAUCUGGGACCGCCCCUUGCAUGUAAUGUGCUCUGUUGUAAAAGAAGAAACAUUGUGCCUGGUGUCAAAAACAUUUGAAGAACAACUAAACGGUAUGAUAGACGUAAUAGUAUAACUGUUAAAUUGCAAUAAUUGAGGACUAGUCUUACUUGUGGGCAACGCCACCGUUCUUAUUCCCUCCGAUCUGGCACUUUGCAAUCAAUCGUUGGACAGGGUUUGGGGGGGGGGGGGGGGGUAAUGAGCGCGUGUAAUACAACACGAUGAGGCGUCAAGAGAUAUUUUACAUUCAUGCGCAAAUGUUAUUUGCAUUAACUCAAGUACUGUGUAGGUCUUCAGGUGUUCGAACAAAACUCAAUGACCAACUUUAGUCGGCUUUUUAUUGCAUUUGCUUGUUUGCUUGUUUGAUUUCAAUAAUAUCGUACAAUUAACAUCAAUCUUCGUUUGCAAUUCUUUUAUAUUUCAUGUUGACAAUAAAAUAAGUUAUAAUA
Messenger RNA from Dreissena polymorpha, 1278 nucleotides. RefSeq lists its product as uncharacterized. The record is from RefSeq and is a predicted model, not a curated record. NCBI's taxonomy places the organism in Eukaryota, Metazoa, Mollusca, Bivalvia, Myida, Dreissenidae. The coding region runs from base 16 to 480 and encodes 154 amino acids. The transcript has 5 exons.